This is a messenger RNA of Paralichthys olivaceus (Japanese flounder), 1125 nucleotides long. It is a transcript of the gene abhd14b, whose product is annotated as abhydrolase domain containing 14B. Gene Ontology annotation, cellular component: cytoplasm. Gene Ontology annotation, biological process: positive regulation of transcription by RNA polymerase II. Gene Ontology annotation, molecular function: hydrolase activity. Lineage: Eukaryota; Metazoa; Chordata; Actinopteri; Pleuronectiformes; Paralichthyidae. The record is from RefSeq and is a predicted model, not a curated record.
AUUGAGAGUAAAUUCAAAUAAAGUGAAUCAGAUCUGAACUUUGCUCUGAGGCUUGAACCUGCAGCAGCUGCUGUGCAGGAGCACACGUCUCCGCUGCAAACUGAUCACAACAAAUCAAGCAAUCAAUCAAUCAAUCAAUAAUACGUGUGUGGAGCAGAUGAGCAGGAACAAUCUGUGCAAUCAAAUCCAAAAGUUGUUGUUUACUACGAAUCUUCAUCAAGCACAGAAAUGAUUGAAGGGAAGGAAAUCAACUUGGCUGCUUUGCUGAUGAUGUCAGCUGUGAAGAUGUCAGAGGGGAGCGUGCAGGUGGACAGCUGCAGAGUGCCGCUGUUCUACAGACAAAGUGAACCUGCCACCGGGGAAGCGAGGAUGUCAGUUUUACUCCUGCAUGGCAUCCGUUUCUCAUCAGAGAACUGGCUCAACAUCGGCACUCUGGAGACUCUGGCCAAAGCUGGCUGCCGUGCGGUCGCCAUCGACCUGCCAGGACUCGGCCAGUCUAAGUCAGCCGAGGCCCUGGCACCGCUGGGAGAACUGGCCCCUGCGAGUUUCCUGAAGGAGGUGUGUGAGCAGCUGAGCCUGGGCCCUGUGGUGGUGAUUAGCCCGUCCCUCAGUGGGAUGUACUCGCUCCCCUUCCUCCUGCAGCACCAGGCCCUGAUACGAGCCUACGUCCCUGUAGCUCCCAUCUGCACUGACAAAUUCACAGCAGAGCAGUACCAGAGUGUGAAGGUCCCAUCGCUCAUCGUCUACGGUGACCAGGAUGCUCAGCUCGGAGAGGUGUCGCUCCGCAACCUGAGCAAUCUGGCCAAUCACAGCGUGGUGGUGAUGAAAGGGGCGGGUCAUCCCUGUUACCUGGACGACCCGGACACGUGGCACAAAGUUCUCACAGACUUCCUCAACACGCUGUGAAGCUGUUCACUGAGAAAUGACUCAGAUGAGCGGGGAGGCGUCAGGGUUACGACAUUAGAAAUGACUCAUAAACACAGACGUCACCCUGUAUGACCUGAUUAUGACUCUCACUUUUUAACGAGGAGACUUUUAAAGGAAAAGUUCAACAUUUUGGUGGAUAUGUUAACUGAGCAAUGAUCAUCUGCCACAUUAAACACAGAUUUGUUUUUCUCACAGUCA